Molecule: messenger RNA, 2040 nt
Organism: Tetrahymena thermophila SB210
Lineage: Eukaryota; Ciliophora; Oligohymenophorea; Hymenostomatida; Tetrahymenidae
Product: crooked neck-like protein
Exons: 9
Biological process (GO): spliceosomal complex assembly; mRNA splicing, via spliceosome
Cellular component (GO): post-mRNA release spliceosomal complex; U2-type catalytic step 2 spliceosome; precatalytic spliceosome
Molecular function (GO): protein binding
Source: RefSeq, a predicted model, not a curated record
AUGGGUGAUUAAAUCUAAAAUAAUAAUAUGAUUACAAUGAGGCCGCCUAAAAUUAAAAAUAAGGCAGCUAAUCCUAUAUAGAUAACAGCUGAACAGCUUUUGUAAAGAGCCUUUUUAGAUAGAAAGAAACCCUUUGUAGAACCUGACUAUAGAAUUAGAGAUGAAGAUGAUCUUAAUGAAAUUAAAUAGAGAAAAAGGAAAGAAUUCGAAAAUAAAAUUAGGCAAUAGCGUUUCCAUAUGGGACAUUGGAUAAAAUAUGCAGUUUUUGAAGAAGGACUGCAAGAGUUUAGAAGAGCUAGAAGUGUUUAUGAAAGAGCAUUAGAAGUAGAUUAUAAAAAUAUUUCUCUAUGGCUUAAAUAUAUUGAAAUGGAAAUGAGACAUAAAUUCAUCAAUCAUGCCAGAAAUGUAUUUGAAAGAGCGAUUGAGUUGUUACCAAGAGUUGAUCAAUUCUGGUACAAAUACGCCUAUAUGGAGGAAAUGAUUGCAAAUUAUGUAGCAGCAAGAAAUAUUUUUUAAAGAUGGAUGGAAUGGAGACCUGAGGAAAAGGCUUGGUUAGCCUAUUUAUCUUUUGAAUAGCGUAUGGGAGAAGUAUAAAAUGCAAGGCAAGUUAUGUACAACUAUAUGGAUGCUUUUCCAAGACUAAAAACAUACUUAAAGGUGAUUAAAUUUGAAAUAAAGCUAGGUUAUAAAUAGGAAGCUAGACAAUUAUUUGAAAAAACAUUAGAAGAGCUUGGCCAAGAAGCUUUAAAAGAAGAAUAUUUCGUUAAUUUUGCAAAGUUUGAAAUUAGAAACUAAGAAUAUGAUAGAGCUAGAGAAAUCUUUAAGUUUGGUUUAGAAAAUAUUCCCAAAGAAAAAUCAAAAAAAUUAUAUGAAGAAUAUUUAAGCUUUGAAAAGUAGCAUGGUACAAAAGAUGAUAUCGAUGAGCUUAUUUUCAACGAAAGACGUCUUCAUUACAAAUUGCUAAUUGCAGAAAAUAAAAUGAAUUAUGAUGCUUGGUUUGAUUUGGUUAAUUUAGAAAUAGCAACUGGUAAUAGCGCUAGAACAAGAGAUACAUUUGAGCAUGCAGUUAAAAAUGUGCCACUUGCACAAGAAAAAAGACUUUGGAGAAGAUACAUUUAUUUAUGGUACAAUUAUGCUACUUUUGAAGAAAUGGAAGGCAAUGACCCAGUUAAAGCUAAAGAAGUUUAUGAAAGAGCACUUAAGUUAGUGCCUCAUAGCAAAUUCACUUUCUCUAAAUUAUGGGUUAUGUAUGCUCACUUUUAAGUUAGACACGAAAAUUUAGAAGCAGCUAGAAAGAUUUUUGGAACAGCUAUUGGUAAAUGUCCAAACGACAAACUUUUCAGAGAAUAUAUUGAUCUCGAAUAUAAGUUAGCUAACAUUGAUAGAGUUAGAAAGAUUUAUGAAAAAUACAUUGAAGUUUUCCCUGAUAACCCAGAUCCUUUCAUUCAAUGGGCUCAACUCGAAAAGAGUCUGCCUGAAUUAGAAAGAUACAGAGCCAUUUUUGAUCUUGCUAUUAAUCGCCCUACUAUGAAUAUGCCUGAGAAAGUAUGGAAAGCUUAUAUAGAUAAUGAAAUAGAAUUAGAAGAAAACGAGAAUGUUAGAAAUUUAUUUGAAGAACUUUUAAAAAGAUCUAAGAACGUUAAAAUUUGGCUUAGUUAUGCAUCUUUCGAAGCUAAAAUCGAUGAUAGAGAAAAAUGUAGAGCAGUAUACACAAGAGCUGAAGAAUACUUCAAAGCAGAGAAACUUAAAGAAGAAAGAGCUAUAAUAUUAGAAAGUUGGAGGAAAACAGAGCUUUAAUUUGGAGAUGCUUAAUUUAUUGCUUAAAUUAAUGCCAAAUAACCUCAAAGAGUAAAAAAAGAAAGAAAAAUUGUAAUUGCAGAAGGAGAUAUAGAAGAGGAAGCAGGUAAAGAGGAAUACUACGAUUAUAUUUUCCCUGGCGAAGAAGAAGGAUAAAACCUAACUAAACUUAUAUAAAAAGCUAAGCAAAAAGCACUUGAGAAGAAGCUAAAGGAAUAAGCUGAAAAUCAAUAGAAUGCCUGA